AUGGGGCUCAAAUCAGUCGCUCGCCCGCUGCUUCUCGUCUUUCUUUUACUCCUUGCGACCACGGCAUUGGCGCAAAACGACGACGACGACGACUCGAGCAGCCAGGCCAACAAUAUCACCUGCUACGGCGUCGGCGGGAAGUCCUACGGCGACAACUACAAAUGUCCUGGCUCAAACGCCUGCUGCGGCUCCGUCGACCUGUGCCUGCCCAACAGGUUGUGUAAGAGCGUCGGCCUGUCAGACGAUAUUUUCAUCCGCGGACCCUGCUCGAUCAAUCCGUAUGACGAAGAAGAGUGCGCGCAGAUCUGCCUGUACAGUGAAAACACAGGCAACGGUCGCUUUCCUCAAGUCACAAUCUGCAAAGACGGUAGUUACUGCUGUAACAAUGAUCCUCAGUGCUGCGCACGCGGACGCGGCACCUUCCUCGACACACGAGGAAAGGUCAUUGACAACCCUAACGCGAGCUCAUCGUCGUCUGCUUCUUCGUCGGCCACGAGCAGCGCAUCAACUUCGUCCGCAACGGCGGCUGCGGCUUCGACGACGGCGAGCGAACCACUUCCCAGUGAGACAUCUGCCGAUUCAGGCUCCGGCUCCGGCUCCGGCAACGGUAACGGUCUAGGCUUAAAGGUCGGGCUCGGGCUCGGGAUCCCGCUCGCGGCCAUCGUUGCCGCCCUCGGCGUUUGGUUUUUUGUACGCAGGAGGAAGCGGGCUGUCGAGCCCGUCGAGGUCAGCGAGGCCGGUCAGUAUCACGCCAAGGGAAGCAGCCCGCCGCAGAGCACCUUUGUGGACUCGCAGACGCCUACGCCGCGGGGCAGCCCGCUCAGCGCACAGUAUCAGGUCUCGGAGAUGGACGCGAAGCCGAAACAGGUGCACGAGCUCGAGGGUACGUCGACGCGUGAUCGGGGCACGGCCGAGCUGCACUGA
Messenger RNA from Verticillium nonalfalfae, 924 nucleotides. RefSeq lists its product as uncharacterized. The record is from RefSeq and is a predicted model, not a curated record. The coding region runs from base 1 to 924 and encodes 307 amino acids. The transcript has 2 exons. NCBI's taxonomy places the organism in Eukaryota, Fungi, Ascomycota, Sordariomycetes, Glomerellales, Plectosphaerellaceae.